This is a messenger RNA of Amoebophrya sp. A120, 951 nucleotides long. Lineage: Eukaryota; Dinophyceae; Syndiniales; Amoebophryaceae. The record is from the annotation of a GenBank genome assembly.
AUGAGAUUAUCACAGACCGCUCCAUUAAUACCUUUCUUUGUAAAAGUAUGAGAGGUGGAACAAGGCAAAAAGUCCCGAUCACUAUCGAAAGUUUUUUUGCAAUUUUUCUGCAUGCGAAAUUUUCUAGGCAGUUCUGUGCAUGAGGAAUGGGAUUUGUGAUGCAAAAAUACGCAGAAAUGAUGACUGUUGGUUCGGCGUCUCGAGCGCAUAAGUAUUGCCUUGCAAAAAUCAAGCAGGACAGUUGCAGCUUGUGACGGGCUUUUUUCUGUGCAUAUGGACCACUGGCUGCGUUUUGUAAUUCAUCCAGCACUUCUGAACACGAAGAUUACAAUUCGCGACUCGCGGACGAACCUGUAUCGAACAGAAAAACUUGGCUUGCUACACAAUCACGCAUGUUUCUUAGGAUAAUGAAAUUUGUCCAGCACAAUGAAAUAGUAAUCUUGAGCCUAGUUGAUGAGAGUCCUCCUGCUCACGUCGUUGGUCCCUGUUGCAGAGUAGUCGGGUCUUGCUGUUUUCUUGCGCCUUGUCAUGCGUUGUGCCGAGAACUGUGGUCAUGCGGAAGGAGUGCUUAUCACAUCACGAUAGCAAGAGCAUGCUCGGAACGUAGCAAUGCCAGGUUUUUUCGUUCGAUAACCGUGAAUUUGUACGUAACAAAUCUCACAACUUACUACCACCUCGUAUGCUGGUAUCAAACUGUGAAAAAGAUGUUUACGUUCUCGACGUCCUUACGGGUGGUUUUUUUGUGAUGCGAAUUGGGGGCAUGAGUAUGAAAAUGAAAUUCAAGAAACAACUCCUGACUAGCUGGUGCAUAUAAUCGCUUGUACUUCCGCGAUUGCUAAGCUCAAACAGUAAAUUUACAAAUCUCUCAUAAACGAGCCGCAAAGAUCUGCCGAACGUAAACAUUUUUUUGCCCCUGCAUAAUUAUCUCACCAAAAUAAAAGAAGCUGCACG